This is a messenger RNA of Meyerozyma guilliermondii ATCC 6260, 1452 nucleotides long. It is a transcript of the gene MDJ1, whose product is annotated as Mdj1p. The transcript has a single exon. Gene Ontology annotation, molecular function: ATP binding; heat shock protein binding. Gene Ontology annotation, cellular component: cytoplasm. NCBI's taxonomy places the organism in Eukaryota, Fungi, Ascomycota, Pichiomycetes, Serinales, Debaryomycetaceae. Gene Ontology annotation, biological process: protein refolding; response to heat. The record is from RefSeq and is a predicted model, not a curated record. Bases 1 to 1452 code for a protein of 483 amino acids.
AUGAAAGUCUUGGCUAAGUCCCUCUUGAACCGGGCCCAUAUAUCAAGUAGAAUAGCUAGGGCACCAAGGAGCAGCUUUUACUUGAACAGAUUGCACGCUACACCUUCAAGACACUUCCAUGCGAGCAGCGCAACUCUUAUCAAGUUUGACCCUUAUGAGACAUUAGGAGUUUCGAAAGAUGCGUCCCAACAAGAAGUUAAAAAGGCUUAUUAUCAGCUCGUAAAGAAGUAUCAUCCUGAUGUGAAUAAAGAAAAAGACGCAGAGAAGAGAUUUCAUAAGAUUCAAGAGUCCUACGAGCUCUUGAGCGACAAAGAUAAGAGAGCACAAUAUGAUCAGUUUGGUGCCAGUGCAUUUGAUGAGCAUGGAAACUCCAAUCCAUACGCUGGAAACCCUUUUGGUGGUUCAAAUGGAAACCCAUUUGGGGGCAAUGCUGGUAACCCAUUCGGAGGUAUGGGAUUUGAUUUCGAGGAUUUAUUCAAGCAAGCAUUUACAGGGGGCGGUGGACGUGGCUCCAGAGGUGGACUGUUUGUCACUGAACAUGUAGGUGAUAAUAUCGAAGUUCUAAAGACGAUAUCUUUUAAGGAUGCCAUCUUCGGUACCAAAGUUCAAGUCAACUACAAGGCUGUCGACUCAUGUGGAACCUGUCAAGGAUCAGGACUAAAGAAAGGGAAGAAGAAAUCCACAUGCCCAACGUGCCAUGGAACCGGCCAAAGUACCCAUAUUGUCGGCGGUUUUCAUAUGUCAUCAACCUGUGGGACAUGUCAAGGAAGUGGUGUCAUAGUACCAAAGAAGGAUGAGUGUGGCACAUGCCGUGGAAGAGGUGUAGAUGAAGUUCCUAAAUCUACUACUGUGGAUUUGCCUUGCGGUGUUGCGGACGGUACUCGUUUACGCGUGCCUGGUGCUGGUGAUGCACCUUUUGUUACGAAGGACCCCUACAAUCAGACCAGAAAUGGCGAUCUUAUCAUCAGAGUACAUGUUACAAGGGACCCAGUUUUCUCUAGAGAAGAUGAUAAAAUUGUUGUCAAGCACGACAUCUGGAUGACUACAGCAGCUCUUGGUGGGGAAAUAGUUGUUCCAACGAUCGAUGGUCAGAACAUCAAGCUAAAAUUACGUCCCGGCGUCCAGUCGGGUAGAACCUUGACCAUUCCAGAGAAAGGAGUACCUAUUAACAGAAAUAUCAAUAACAGAGGCGAUAUGAAAGUCGUCCUCAAUGUCAAAACACUUAAUCCUGAAACACCGGUGCAAACAGCUUUAUUGGAGGCUCUUGCUGAUGCUUUCAACGAUAAGAAUGCGAAGCGUACCGAUGCACACUGGAAAGUUGAUGGCGAAGAUGAGACCACUGAUAAAGUGGAUGAAACCUAUGAUGAGAAAGACCUCCAUCCUUCCAAAUUAAAGAAGAUUGGAAAGUUUUUGGGCAAGUUUUUCAACAUGAAAGAUGAGCAAAGAAAGUAA